CAUAAUAUACCCUCAAUGGUGGUGAGGUGAAAAAGCUUCCGAGAAACACUCAAUUUAGACCAACUUCAGACUCGAUUUUAACGCAAAAUUUCAAUUUUUAGACUACUAUUGUCAAGGUUUAGGUACCCUAGAUCAUUGUGGAGUUGUGCAGUUUCGAAGCUAUGGUGGUAUUAAGAGAUACGUCGAGGUAAUGGCAGAUAAAAGGAAGCUUCAAGGUGAGAUUGAGCGCUGCCUUAAAAAAGUCAGUGAAGGAGUCGAAACAUUUGAAGAUAUCUGGCAGAAGGUACAUAAUGCAUCGAAUUCAAACCAGAAGGAAAAGUAUGAAGCCGACCUUAAAAAAGAAAUUAAAAAGUUACAGCGACUACGAGAUCAGAUUAAAACUUGGGUGGCAUCCAAUGACAUCAAGGACAAAAAAACGCUGUUGGAAAAUCGAAAACUCAUCGAACAACAAAUGGAACGUUUUAAGGUAGUGGAGAGAGAGACGAAAACCAAAGCAUAUUCAAAAGAAGGAUUAGGGCUAGCAGCAAAGAUUGAUCCAGCACAGAAAGAGAGAGAAGAGGCAAGACAGUGGAUUACAGAUGUCCUUGAGAGAAUAAAUUUACAGAUUGAUCAGUUUGAGAGUGAAGUAGAGAUGCUACAUGCAGGUUCUAAAAAGAAAAAGCUUGAAAAAGAUAAACAAGAGAAAGUUGAUGAUCUUCAUAUAUUGGCUGAUAAACAUAGAUUUCAUAAUGACAAACUAGAGAUUAUACUCAGAAUGUUGGACAAUGGAACGAUUGAAAGUGAUGAUAUCAGGCAACUCAGAGAGGAUAUGGAAUACUACCUGGACUGCUGCCAGGAGCCAGAUUUCCAGGAAAACGAAUUUAUGUAUGAUGAUUUUGAUAUGGAAGGAGAAGAGGAUGGAGAUAUUGAUUUUGAUUCAUCAUUAUUAGAGUCAACAGAAAAUGACGUCGAUGACGAUCAUGGACUUAGUAAUAAUGUCCCUAGCUCACCUGCUACUUCUAUACCAACCUCUCCUACUUCCUCUAACUUUCCAUCAUCGCCAUCUUCGAUCCCUUCAACUAUAUCUUCCAACAAGAACCAUCAAACAACUCAAAAUUCUCCAAGGAAAAACUCCAAAGGCAGCUUGCCGGCAAACAAUAUACUUCAAGGAACGACAAGCCAGCGACCAGUACUGAAACCAACAUUAUCGUCUUCUGGACAACCGUCAAUGACAGCAGUCAAUAGUUCUGAAGCCAAGACAAGUAAUGGAUCAUCUAAACCAAUCAAUUCUGUGAUGACAAACUCGUAUGAAAACCACUCAACUAGUUCUAACGAUAUUGGAGAAGUAUUAACCAAUCCCAAGACACCAGUAUCAGAAUCACCGCCUCCCCCUGUGUCAGGUUACGCUGUCGUAGCAGGAAGUCAACAGAACCAUGUAGAUGCAACUCCAAGCCAACCCCCUCGAAUGGUGAACCAUACCCCUCUACCUAGUAGUACGAAUAUCGUUAGGUCUACGUCAUCAGUUGUGAACAGUCAUGAUACGUUACAAAACAAAGAUGCAAGUCUUUCUACUGACAUUGCAAACCUGGUAUCAUCAGUUUCUUCCCUUUCCAUGGAAACUAUGUCUACUGCAGCGACAUCAAGCUCCUUCCCUAUGCGUAAUAGCAUACCCAGUAGCAAUCCAGUCGCAUCAGUAGUAGGGGCUCCUCCUCUAUCUUCUGCUCCUUUAACGAUUUUACCUUCAUCCCUACCAUCAACUUCUGUACCCAGUUCAACUGCAGCUCUAAGCAUGAUGGGAAUGCCUGUGAGUCUAACUUCCUCGUUAUUAACCAGUACUACUAAUACAGCAUUAAGUACACCACCUAUGUCUUCAGUGGAAUCUUUAGCAGUAUCAACGCAAUCUGUAGCGUCUCUGAUCAAUAAUCCACACUUUAUGGCGAAUACUGCACCACGACAUGUCACUACGUCAGAUCAUUUUUCAUCACUCAAGUCCAUUGCAGCUCAAGCGGUCGCCACGGCAAAUUUACACAGUCAGGUUCAGGUUCCUAUGGAUUAUUCUGCUGAUGGAAGAGAUCUUGAAAACAGAUUCCACAAUGAUCAAAGAAUGCCCCAUAGUACUUCAAAGUUCCUGACAAGGCUCUUCGACACCACUUCAUCAAGUCGAACAGCAGAAGAAACAAAAGGUCCAGUAGAAACCAACACUGCACACCUGCAGCCAUUACUAGGCGUGGCACCAUUAGGCCCUGUACCCCUCAAUAAAGAACGGUGUUAUCAGUUGGCAAUGCUAGAAGCAGCAUACCAUCAUUUGCCCCUUCCUGCUGACUCAGAGAGGGUUAGGCCAUGCUUGUCAAGGAAUCCCUACCCUGCUCCCCCUUACUACCACCAACACCCUCCCUCCCAUGUGGAAAAUAUAGAUUUCUUCCAAAGGCUACAACCUGAAACGUUGUUCUUUAUUUUCUAUUAUCAAGAGGGGACCAGAGCUCAGUAUUUGGCAGCGAAGGCACUUAAAAAACAGUCUUGGAGAUUUCACACCAAGUACAUGAUGUGGUUUCAGAGACACGAAGAGCCCAAGGCGAUAACAGACGAAUAUGAACAGGGUACCUACAUCUAUUUUGAUUACGAAAAAUGGCAGCAAAGGAAAAAGGAGGGCUUCACGUUCGAAUACCGUUACCUAGAAGACAAAGACCUCCCGUAAAAUAGAUCGAAAAAUCUUUCACUAUAAGCACGCAUUCGUUUGGUACACCUAUAGGACAGAACUAGACACCAACGGCCCUUGAGCGGCAAAGAUCACCCCAGGUGGGGGACACAAGCUGCACAAGGGGCCGUCUGUAGUCUCGGUAUCUGAUAGUGCGUUUUAUUGACAGUAGGGACACAAGUAUUUAGAGGGUGGCCGUCUAAACCCGUCCGUUUUACAAAGAAACUACCUUGUUUAUAUUGUAAAUACGAAUGCUAGCUCAAAUUAUGCGUUCAUUAAAAAAAUUGAUGCAUAAA
Actinia tenebrosa (Australian red waratah sea anemone) is the source of this 2970-nucleotide messenger RNA. RefSeq names its product CCR4-NOT transcription complex subunit 3. NCBI's taxonomy places the organism in Eukaryota, Metazoa, Cnidaria, Anthozoa, Actiniaria, Actiniidae. Gene Ontology annotation, cellular component: CCR4-NOT core complex; nucleus. Gene Ontology annotation, biological process: regulation of DNA-templated transcription. The record is from RefSeq and is a predicted model, not a curated record.